This is a messenger RNA of Vidua macroura (Pin-tailed whydah), 1954 nucleotides long. It is a transcript of the gene COQ4, whose product is annotated as coenzyme Q4. Bases 36 to 872 code for a protein of 278 amino acids. The transcript has 7 exons. Lineage: Eukaryota; Metazoa; Chordata; Aves; Passeriformes; Viduidae. Gene Ontology annotation, biological process: ubiquinone biosynthetic process. Gene Ontology annotation, cellular component: mitochondrial inner membrane; mitochondrion. The record is from RefSeq and is a predicted model, not a curated record.
GCGCUUCCGGGGCAGCGGCGGGGUCGGCGCCGGGGAUGCGGCAGCUGCUGCUGCGGGCGGCGCGGGCGGGGGUCCCGCUGCUGCGGGGGGGUCCCGCUUCCCCAGGCAAAGCCCGGCCGAGCCACAGCGAGCCGCGGGGCCGGGAUGGACGCGGCGAGGAGGAGGAGGAGGAGGUGGAAGGGUGGCAGCAGCUGUACCCCGGGCACAUCCCCACCAGCCCGCUGCAGAAGGCGCUGCUGGCCGCCGGCUCCGCGGUCAUGGCGCUCUAUGACCCCUACAGACACGACAUGGUGGCAGUCCUUGGGGAGACCACAGGCUGCCUGGCCCUGCCAAACCUGCGAGACAAGAUGAAAAACCACCCUGAAGGUUACCGCAUCCUCCAGGAACGGCCUCGCAUCCGUCUGUCCACCCUGGACAUGGCCAGGCUGCAGGGGCUGCCGGAGGGCUCGCUGGGCCGGGAGUACGUCCGGUUCUUGGAGGACAAUAAAGUUUCUCCAGACACCCGGAUGCCGCCCAAGUUUGUCGAUGAUGAAGAGCUGGCAUACGUGAUCCAGCGGUACCGGGAAGUCCAUGACGUGAUGCACACCCUCCUGGGCAUGCCAACCAACAUGCUGGGUGAGGUGGUGGUGAAGUGGUUCGAAGCCAUCCAGACGGGGCUGCCCAUGUGUGUCCUGGGAGCAGCGUUCGGCCCUGUCCGGCUCAGCACACGAAAGCUGCAGGUCCUGGCCACCGAGCUGGUUCCCUGGGCGAUUCGGAGCGGGCUCAACGCCAGCUGUGUCCUGAACGUCUACUACGAGCAGCGCUGGGAGCAGCCCGUGGAGUCCCUGCGGGAGGAGCUCGGCAUCUUCCCUCCCCCGGCCGUCCCAGUGUGAGAGCUCAGCUCAUGCUGGGAAGGGCCCGGGGGAUCCCUGUUGGCAGCCAGCAGCUGGCCCCAGCCACACUCAAAAUCCUCCUGCCCUGCCCAGGAGCACAGCAUGGCUGUAGUUCUUCCACCAUGGACCCGAGGGCUGUGUUUUCUCCUGCCAAGAGCUGGCACCAACCUGUUGGUAGGGGCCAACUGGCACCUCCCUGUGCUGUGACAAAAACUCGACCUUUUUUUGCUGUUUGUGAUUUUGGUCAAGGUCGGAUGUGCCUUUGCUAGCUGGUCUGGCUGCUCAGGUCUCCCAGCAGCAGCAGCAUUCCAGUACUGAUGCUCCCAAGUGCUGGAAUGGGGAGGGAGCACAUUGCAGCAAACAGAUGCCUUGGCCUUCUGCAGCCCCAGGGCUGUGCAGGUAAAUCCUGGUAAAUUCAGGUAAAUUCCUGGUAAAUUCAGGUAAAUCCAGGUAAAUUCCCCAUCCUGGGAAGAUUGAGGCUUCAAAUCUUGGGGCUGCCCUGGGCUGGAGCUAAACCCGUGAUUUUCCAGAGGAGCACAGGGGCAGGUUUGGUGUGUGCAGUGGUGAAAUCCCAUUUUUGUACUGGUGCCUAACUGGUCUCCUGUUGGGUCAUAUUGGAUGUGUCUCACUUCCUGCCUCAGAGACCAGGCAGUGUGUGAUUGUGCCCACAGGGUAGGCAGGGAAAUACCUUUGUGUAUUGUCCCUCCUGGACUGGCUGUUUUGAGAGCCGAUCCCAGUCUGCUGUGUCUCCCUGUAGUCCCUCCCCAUCACAAAUGAUGAAAUCCACAUGAUGUGCUGGCUGUUCCGUAGGAAUCAUCCCUUCCUUGGGCAACAAAAUGACACAAUUGGGAUUAUGGGAUUGAAUCCAGUGAGUGCAGAAGCAGCGGCUGCUGGUGCUGUGUCUGGGAGCUGAUGGCUGUCUGGGUUAAUUAAACUGUGCUCCAGACUGCCAGCAGCCAGGGAGCAGAGCUGCUGGAUGUGAUGGCAAAGAGCCACGAGGCCAGGGGCUCUUUGUUCAUGUGUGUUUGCUGUUGGAAUUCCUUCUUGUUUAAUAAAUCCACACUGGGGCUUGUAGUUCAUUA